This is a messenger RNA of Striga hermonthica, 687 nucleotides long. The record is from the annotation of a GenBank genome assembly. NCBI's taxonomy places the organism in Eukaryota, Viridiplantae, Streptophyta, Magnoliopsida, Lamiales, Orobanchaceae.
AUGGAGGGGAUCGAGCACCGGACUGUACGAGUCAACGGCAUCGACAUGCACGUGGCGGAGAAAGGGCCGGAUGCUGGCGCCGGCACCUCCGUGGUGCUCUUCCUCCACGGCUUCCCGGAGCUCUGGCAUCCCACCGUUAAACCCGUGGACGGCAUGCGCGCCUUCUUUGGUGAAGAUUACUAUAUGUGCAGAUUUCAGGAACCCGGCAAAAUUGAGUCCGAAAUGAGUGCGUACGGAGCUAAAGCCGUUAUCAAGAAUAUCCUCACAGACCGUAAGCCGGGCCCACCUUGUCUACCCAAGGAAAACCCGUUCGGGUCCAAAACCGACCAGGACAUUGAAUUGCCUCAUUGGCUCACCCAACAAGACCUCGACUAUUACGCACAAAAAUACGACCAGAAGGGCUUCACCGGAGGACUCAAUUACUACCGAGCACUAGACUUGAAUUGGGAGCUGACGUCAGCAUGGACAGGGGCAAAAGUGAAAGUCCCGGUGAAAUUCAUCGUGGGGGACCUCGACAUGGUGUACACGACUCCAGGAGUGAAGGAAUACGUGCACGGUGGGGCCUUCAAAAACGACGUGCCCCUUUUGGAGGAAUGUGUCGUCAUGGCAGAUACAGGGCACUUUAUCAACCAAGAAAGAGCUCAAGAGGUAAAUGCUUUGAUUCGGGAUUUUAUCGCCAAGUUUUGA